AUGCACUCAAGCUUCCUCGUCGUAUUAAAGGCCAAUGAUUUUCAAAAGAAUGACACCCACGUUUACCAACGCGAAAGAUUGAAUGAAACAACAUACACGUAUGGAUCAGAUAUGCUUCACAAGGUUAAUCUUUAUACCGGCUGAUAUGAAAAGUUGAUCACGUGGUCGUAGGGCUUGAUAGAAAAUUCCACUCUCCAGGUGUGUCUCUUGUGAGUUCUGUACUGGUAUAUCAUUUCGAGGAAACAGCAAAUUACAGGGAAUGGCCUCUUGAUAGUUGAUAUACUCAAGUUUCCUCGCCGUAUUAUGCUCCUUCCAAAGACCUUUCAUUUUUUAUUUCAAAAGUUUAACACUCAAAUCAAACCUUUGUGUGUCAUCUGUACUUUUUUUUUUUUUUUUGCGACAUCCAGCACACAAACCGCAAAGUUAUGCUGGCCAGUCACUUCCUCUUUGACUCAUUUGAAAUACUAUACAGUUUUCAUUUUACUUUUUCAGGUACAAUUUUCCAAAGAGCAAGGCUCUUUUCAAUCUCAGCUCCAAAAUCAGACGAUAUCGUGCAAGAGCAGUGUUUCACACCUCGUAUCAGUUAUCAACAAAGACGUCAAUCUUUACCGCGCCGGGGAUUUUUUGGCUCUAAUUUGGCCUGGCUGGAGUUUGGCUCAAGUGAUGCGGCGGGCUCAAGUAAUGCGUCAGCGGCUGACUUCAACCAGGCUUCUCUCU
Messenger RNA from Pocillopora meandrina, 717 nucleotides. The record is from the annotation of a GenBank genome assembly. Lineage: Eukaryota; Metazoa; Cnidaria; Anthozoa; Scleractinia; Pocilloporidae.